AUGGAAUAUAAUCUUAAAAAAUCUGACCAGUUAGAGUAUCCCGAAAUUAUAACUGAAUUAAAUCAAACUAUUAUAUCGAAAUCAAAUAUAUAUGACGAGUAUCAAAAAUUGGUGAAAAACACUAACGAAAAUAUUAAUAAUUCUACCGAAUCAUUAUACACGGAUGUUGCAAUGGUAUAUCCUAUAAGCUCUUGGACAUUUUGGUAUAGAAAUCCUUUAAAAUUUAAUUUAAAAGAUCCAUGGGAAGAAUCAUUGACCAAAAUUGGAACAGUUUGUGAUGUUACUCAUCUAUGGAAAGUCCUCAAUCACAUCAUUCAACCAUCAGUAAAAUCUUUAAAUAUGUGUUUAUUUGUGUUCAAUGAAAAGAGCAUACCCGCAUGGGAACAUAAAAGUAACGAAAAUGCAGGGCGUUGGAUAAUCAUAUUGAGAGAUAACCACAAUUUGCAUAAUACAUGGAAUAAUAUGGUACUACAAAUAGUUGGAGACAAAUUUGAACCAGUUAUAACUGAUAUCAAUGGUAUAGGAUUGUACAUUAAACCGGUGAAUUCUAAGAUAACAGUAUGGACUAAAAAAAUUACUUUAAGCAAUUACAAAAACAUAAUAAAUAUUGGAAUUAUGAGCAGACAAACCAUUGGGCCGAAAACAAAAAGCAUAUAUUAUUUAAUGCACAACCGAUCAGUUACUUAA
Messenger RNA from Diuraphis noxia (Russian wheat aphid), 687 nucleotides. RefSeq names its product eukaryotic translation initiation factor 4E-1-like. The record is from RefSeq and is a predicted model, not a curated record. Gene Ontology annotation, molecular function: RNA 7-methylguanosine cap binding; translation initiation factor activity. Lineage: Eukaryota; Metazoa; Arthropoda; Insecta; Hemiptera; Aphididae. Gene Ontology annotation, cellular component: eukaryotic translation initiation factor 4F complex. Gene Ontology annotation, biological process: translational initiation.